This is a messenger RNA of Williopsis jadinii, 1656 nucleotides long. RefSeq names its product kinase-like protein. The record is from RefSeq and is a predicted model, not a curated record. NCBI's taxonomy places the organism in Eukaryota, Fungi, Ascomycota, Saccharomycetes, Phaffomycetales, Wickerhamomycetaceae. The transcript has a single exon. Gene Ontology annotation, biological process: endocytosis; signal transduction; peptidyl-serine phosphorylation. Bases 24 to 1508 code for a protein of 494 amino acids. Gene Ontology annotation, molecular function: ATP binding; protein serine/threonine kinase activity. Gene Ontology annotation, cellular component: cytoplasm; nucleus.
GUGUUGGAACUAGUUGAAAUCAAAUGAGUCGUACAGCCAGUGCCGCUGCUGUAGCAGCGUCCUCGGCUGCUGUGAACAACAUCAAUAAUACUCAAUCUGGAGCGAAUGGCGGCGGCCACGGGAACACCGCUGGCGGAGGUAGCGGUAGUGGUGGUAGCGGUAGCGGGAGUAACGCCACGAUUGUCGGGUUGCACUACAAGAUUGGCAAGAAGAUUGGAGAAGGCUCGUUCGGUGUGAUCUUUGAAGGUACCAAUAUGAUCAACCAGGUUCCUGUUGCAAUCAAGUUUGAGCCUCGAAAGACGGAGGCUCCGCAGUUGAGAGAUGAAUAUAGAACCUACAAGCAUCUCAACGGAUGUGCUGGUAUUCCGAAUGCGUACUACUUUGGACAGGAGGGACUACACAACAUUUUGGUGAUUGAUUUGUUGGGUCCCUCGCUCGAGGAUUUGUUUGACUGGUGUGGUAGACGGUUCAGCGUGAAGACCACGGUACAGAUUGCCGUGCAGAUGAUCACGCUUGUCGAAGAGGUGCACUCUAACGACUUGAUUUACAGGGACAUCAAGCCGGACAACUUCUUGGUUGGAAGACCAGGUCAGCCUGAUGAGAAUAAGAUCCACCUAGUUGAUUUUGGAAUGGCCAAGCAGUACAGGGAUCCAAGAACCAAACAACAUAUCCCAUACCGUGAAAAGAAAUCGCUAAGCGGAACCGCUAGAUACAUGUCGAUCAACACACAUCUAGGUAGAGAACAGUCAAGACGUGAUGAUUUAGAAGCAUUGGGCCAUGUGUUUUUCUACUUUUUGAGAGGUCAAUUACCAUGGCAAGGAUUGAAGGCACCAACUAAUAAGCAAAAAUACGAGAAAAUUGGUGAGAAGAAGAGAACUACCGCGGUUAGCGAUCUUGGAAGUGGAUUCCCUCCACAAUUUGCUCAAUAUUUGGACAUGGUUAGAUCCUUGAACUUUGAGGAGACCCCUGAUUAUGAAAAAUACAGGGUUUUGCUCUUGAGUGCACUGGAUACUAUUGGUGAGGUUGCAGAUGACCAAUACGAUUGGAUGAAGUUGAACGGUGGUAAAGGUUGGGAUCUCAGCAUUAACAAGAAACCAAACCUACACGGUUAUGGACAUCCAAAUCCUCCAAACGAGAAGGAUCGCCAUCACCGUCAACAGAGAAGAAAUAAACAUUUGCAACAACAAAUCCACCAACAGCAGCAGCAACAACAGCAGCAGCAAUCACAACAGCAUCAACAACAACAAUUGCAACAGCAACAACAACAGUUUAGCUCUACAAUCACAAACACCAAUGUCGUUGCAUCUAACAGCAACAAUAAAGGCUUGAAUCAACCACCAUUGAACUCAACACAGCAGUUCCAAAAUAGACAACCUGCUCCUGUCAGAGAGAAAGUUGAAUCGCAAGCCUCACCAGCUGAUGCAAGACAGCAACAGAUUAACAAUCAACACGCAGAUGAUGACAAUCAAUCAAAGGGAUUCUUUGCAAAGUUGUUUUGUUGUUCCUGAAGAAGUCCUUCCUUGCUUCAUCCCCUCAAGAAAGAUAAAAAAAAUGUGUUCAAAAGAAAGAGUCGAAAGUGUUUAUUACUGUGUAAGAUAGAACUGUUUAUCAAUUUACAAGCAUUUUAUUCCCCCCUAAUUAAUAUAUACAUGGAAU